GUUGAAUAAUCAAAACACACGAUGCUGAAGUGGCUAAACUUGUCACGGGCACGGCCUCUUCAGGUGGUACGAUGGUACACGGACGUUUCUAGCCCAGCGGCCGCGCAACAACAACCAGAAGUUUCCGCUGCGACUGCCGGUACACCCGAUAAGCUGUACAGCCGGCUCGAGCUACAAAUGAAGGGAAUCGAUCCGGAGGUCAUGAAAAGCUACGCCACCUUUGCAAAAACGGCUGCAGAACAUUUGGACAUCGAAGUUGGCAAACACUGGGCACUUCGGAAAGCGGUGAAAGAUCGGUUAACGCUCCUAAAGUCGGUGCACAUUUAUAAGAAACAUCGCGUGCAGUAUGAGGUCCGUAAUUACUAUCGAUUUAUGCACUUUCACAAACUGACCGGCUCGACGCUGGACACUUUCCUUGAGUACAUCGAACGGAAUCUGCCGGAAGGUAUAGCGCUCAAGGUGACGAAGGUUGAGCUUCAAGAGCUACCGGAGCAUUUACGGAAGUAGAGCGUACGCAGAAGGUAGAAUAAAUUAGUUUGUACCAGUUAA
This is a messenger RNA of Anopheles aquasalis, 549 nucleotides long. RefSeq names its product mitochondrial ribosomal protein S10 (gene mRpS10). The record is from RefSeq and is a predicted model, not a curated record. Gene Ontology annotation, cellular component: mitochondrial small ribosomal subunit; mitochondrion. Lineage: Eukaryota; Metazoa; Arthropoda; Insecta; Diptera; Culicidae.